GAUUUGACUAAUUCGAUGCGCAGCACUCAGUAAUCUUGCCGCUUGGAGACGACGCACGAGGCUGUGCACACACAGAGUUUCUCACUCUAUGUGUGCACAUUGGCGCGAGUUUCGGAGGCAGUAACGUGACGUAACAUAACCCGAUCGUAACGUCUAGCAUUGAACGCAUCGUCGUUUGCUUGAAGAAGACAAGAUGGCACCAGCAGUCGCGAUGAGUUUAGCCAUACGAGUUUAAAGUUGUGUGAGCAGUUUGCUGUGACUUUUGUAGCAAUCGAUAUAAAUAGUGGCGGCGCCGGUCUGCAUAGCGCGUUUAGUUAAGACGCGUCCAGCUUGAAGGCCUGUGUUUUUCGCUGUCGUGGCUCGUACGUGUUGUUUUGUCGAUUGCUGGACCAAGUGCUGCGGCUUAUCACCAGAGGUAAUCAGUGCUUCUGUGGAAACCCGGCCGGUGAAUUUACUCGGUGCGCGUUGGCUGUUCGUGGACAAAGUUGUGCAAUGCUGCUAGAACUGGAACAUAGCUGCGUUAUAGCUGCAUAGAAAUCGGAGCAGACGCGUUUCCAUAAGUAUGACUGCGAUCCGAAGCUGAAUGCAUUUCUGCUUGACUGACUCCACUGCCAGCCUCAGUAUCGGGAAGUCGUGCGAAAAUAUGCUACUUUUUGCCUGCAGACCUGGGUGAAGCAAAUUUUUUUCAAUCAUAGAGCAGCAUGGAUUCUAUGACAUGGUGUGCUGUUGUCUGCGUUGGCCUUCUCUUACGCAUGGUACAUGCUGAUGAUGACCGCAUGAGGAACCAGCAUAAUUUUGCUUUUUGGACCAUUCGGAUGCCUAUCAUUGUGUCAGUCUUCAUGGUGUUAACGUUCCUGUUGACCUGUGGCAUCUGCGGGUACUUCUGGUAUCGGCGAAGGCAGUGCAUGCUGGAUACGCUGCAGCCAAGUCCCUGCAUGACAGCACCUUGUGCUCCGAUAACGUCAGGGGCAAUGAACCACAGCCAGCCAGAAGUGCGCGCUCUCCUACCGGAUGCAAUUACACAUUCAGCCUUGCCAAAUCCACAACAGCUGCCUGAGCACCAUCCAGAGGUUGGGUUCAACAUUAACAACAAGGGCAUACCUCUGUCACAGCCAUCUGCAGCACCAAUGCCAUCAGCACCCCUUGAAUCGCCACCUCCGUAUGGAAACUGAACACUCUAGCCUCAAGAAAACAUUCACGGAAAAAAAAAGGAGAAACGACUAAGGCAGUGGAUGGUGCUGUAACAUUGAGCAGUGCAUUACUGCUUUGCUUGCUUUGGCCUUCUCGCCGCUUCUGCAGUUUUGUUAUGCCAAGAAGUACUACUAGGGCAGGGAAAAUGCCGGCAUUGUGCAAAGCUAUGCUGCAAUCCAGUGCUCUCACACACACGAGCACACGUGUGCGUGCACACAGCUGAGUGCACGGGCAAAGUGUGUGUAUUAUAAGAAGUGCCUUAUCUAAACAAUUGUUUAGUAAGAGACAUUCAAUUUCAGCAGAUGGACUGCUUUAUGUAUUUUCUUAUAAAAUUGUCUUGAUGGAGUAAGUUUAUUUCAGAAAAACGUUCAAAUUACUUCAAAGCAUUGUUUUUAGUGACAUCUUUGGAGCCUCGUGAUCAGAUCGUGGUUUUGGCACAUAGACCUCAGAAUCUAAUCUAAAAAAAAAAUUUUUUUUCCACAUGCAUCAGUGAAACUCAUUAAAUGAUACCAUCCAACUGCGCAGGAGCUAACAUGCGAGUUGUGCUUCAGAGAAAUAGCAGGAAUGGUUGUAUAAGGUGCAUUCACAAAUUUACACAUCUGCAGUUUUUCAGGAGUCAAUUAAGCCACAUGCACUUUUGUGCUCUGUGAUGUGUUCUUUAGACUGUGCAAGACGUCGUGCACAUAGGGUAGCACAAGCAACUGGCUCUCGUCUAUGGUGUCGCAUUUAUGGGGAUUGUCCUAUUGUGAAAACCAGCUUGAUCAGUCUUGUGGCUGCAGCCGACAGCAGAGUUCUUGAGUUACCAGUAUCCAACAAACAUCCGACCUGUAUUCUAAAGAUGUACUGCUCACCGUGAGGGCAAGUUUUAUUGAGGGUAUUAACAAAGCUAUGUUUGUGAUACCUCUCCUUAUUAACUUUGAAUCUGCCUAGUUGUAAGGCAAAAUGGUUUUCUGCUUUUAAGCUCCUACAUCCAACUUGAAUGAUUACAUGAAAGGAACAGGUUCAAGUAAAAAAACCGUAAGGUGUUAUCAGAGUCCAUUAAUGUGCAAUUAACACAAUUCAUUGAGUUAUAGAAGUGACUACAAUAUCAGAUAGAUUCUGAAAGUUGUAAGAAUCACAGUUAACUAGUAUUAAAGGUCACUUACAAUCAAACGCACCUUAAUAAAUACUGAUUUAUUAAGCCUACGGGAUGAAAUCUUGAUAGGCAAGAUAUAAUAUCACUGAGUGUGUUGGCCAGAUAGGAAUUCUAGUCUUGCACUAAUUUGGUAGAUUAUCAACAGCUUGUUUUACUUAACCCCUUAGCCAUUUUGCUUUAUCAAGAAAUUUCUUACCCAGAAUGCUUAAUUUUUUAUUGCUGGUUGUGAAUACCUUUGUUGUAAAAAGUAGGGUUUUCAGGCAGAAAAAGGUAACUGAGGAGUCAUAGAAUAAAUAAAUGUAGGUUACUGAAUUUUAUUCUAUGCCAUAGUAUAAAUGCACCAACCACCUGCGUGUAAUCAACAAAAGUUAUGGAACAAAUAUACACAGAAUUGUUUUGUCAUGGUCAUACCAGCUGCGCAUGCUAACAUUGCGUUAUUUGGCUAAGGGAGCUUUGGCAGUCUGUGCGUCAGCUCAAAACAAGGGAUUACGCAGAGUUGCUUUCUGAUUUGUAUCAUUGACCAUCAUCAAAACCAGCUCAUCAUCUAUAAAACCCCCAAUAUAUUCAAACAAUUGACCUGGCGAGCUUACAAUAACCUUCUUACAGGGUACACAGAAAGAAGGAAACAGCGGAGGCUUCGUCGGAAGGCUGUUCAUGUUGAUUUUAGUCCACAGAUGUGCGCUUUCAACGUUGUCCUGUGAGUUUCCUUUUUGUCUUAUUCGUCUGAAGAACUUCUAAAUUUAGUAAUCAUCAAGUUUGUCUUCACUUCCUGAAACAAUGUACACCUCAAUGCCUGAACCAUCAUCGUCGGAAGGAGACAAACAAAGACCUAUUUUUCUGAAAGACCGAUCGGCGACACACGCCUAGCCUCUGUUGGACGCCAUUUUGGAAAUGCUAGUUUCAACAUGAAAAACAUGCUCGAGAUGUAGAAGAAGAGAAAACACCGGGCACGUACUGCCAUCUGCCGACCGAAACAUAAGUUAAGCUGCAGACGAGUGUCUCUCGUCCAAAAUGCUCAAGGAGAGAGCAAGUACAACAAGGACGAGCCACACUCAUCCUAAAUACUUUGGGGACACGAGGGCUUGGAUGAGCAGGGCUUGUCCAGAACGGUUAUGGGGUUGAUGCUACCUCUGCCAUUGUUUGCUUCUUUUUCACUUGUGGGUGCUUUUGUUGGAAAAUGUUUGUGAAAGCACUUUGAGUUCCUGCUUCCAGUUCUUGCUUGACAAACAUUUUCACUUGUGAUUGCUUUUAUUCCGUGAGCUUUUGUGGAAAUAGCUGUAGAUGCUUUCACUGGAAAAGACACUGCCUGUUGCACCUGUUGUAAAGCAGUAAACAGUGCAACGUUUUCUGUAGGUACUUUUUUCCUUGGCGCAAGCAGCCUGCUUAAAUUUUCAGGUGUUCAAUCUUGUCAUUUGUGAUGAAAAACUCAGUUCUUAUUUAAAGGGACCCUGAAAUGAUUUUGACGAUUUUCUACAAACAUACUGAGUCGUUAGCGUAGGUCCUUCUGAUCAUUAAUUUACACAUCUAAGUGCUCCGCGUAAAGCGUGUAAUUUAUUAUAAGGUUUUCAAAAUGCACAUUGCUGCCGAUAGCAGCACACUGCUCGGAUGAAUUUUAAGCCACCCCUACCCAUCUGACGGAAAUCACUCAUAUGACGUCAGUGAGGCGAGCUAUCUGAUUGGCUGACCAGGGCGCGUCAUCGAUACUUUUUCCACCUUUAUGGUAAACAAAUGAUGUUUGUAAUAGUUGGAAUGUUAGUUAAUUUGUUUUUAUGAAAAGAAAGUAACAUAAAGAGAAUGCAUAAGAACAAUUUUUCAGUACACUUAAGCACUUCCGGCACACAGCAAGUGUCGUCUGCUUGUGUUACAACGUGCUCCGUCUUUGACGAGAGCUCUGCCGUCAGUGUCGGUCUGUCUUUUCGUGAGCGCCAUGAUUCGACUUUGUCGCAUUGUGGACUGCCAAUGUAGUGACUGGCAAUAUGUCAAACUGCGACAUCGUGUCCCUCUGCAAGCCAGUAGACGAGCUGACUGGCUGUAGCACAUUGGAGUGCUGCUAUCCCGUGGGCGCCAGGCUAGGAUUUGCGCGAUUGCGGCCGUCACUUUACACUGGAAGAUUACUUACGCAAUAGUGUUUCGCGAGUCCGGUAUUAGGGUAAACGCAAGUGCAAGGGGACAGGGCCUGGCCGUGCCUCCUUUCGUGUCGUUUCAGCGGAUGAACAGAAGUACAAAUGUGAAUGGUAUGCGCGGUGCAGCCACCUGGUGGCAUAGAGCUCAACCACUCACAGUAUCGGUAACAAAAUGUAUUCUUCUUUGUAAAUUUUUCGCAGGAGUGUAAUCGUUAACACAUUGUUUUUGUAAAUGUUUAAAAUGUUUUACGCUUGGUUAGAGAAAUAUGAGCUCUUUCUUUGGCUGGUUAAGCUCUGCGCCAGCGUGUGGCUGGACCGUGGAGACCGAUCGAUCAGGCAGCUCAUGUACGUCUUCGCUAAAGUUCCUUCAUCAGCUUGAGUUUAUGCCUCCACCGUUACUUCGAAACGUUCUGCUAGUGUGUGAUUACCGGACUACCAGACACGUUCGGUGCUACGACAGAUUGCUCGCAACGCACACUGCUUCGAUAGCUCUCGCUUGGGGUUGACGGCCAAGUGGCUAGCAGAGACUUUUCGCGUGGGCGGUGGCGGGGGCGGGCUCCAAAACAACCGGAAGUGGACGAUGUGUUACGUCGCAUCGUGACGCAGAACCAGUGAAGGCGGAGCUUAGCCCCGAUCGCUCGGCGAACGAGUUGAGGAGGAGAAGCGUGGCGAGGGAGGAGGGUAGCUUGUAAUUGCUUGUAGCUCCAUUAAUACGUAACGCUUCACUUAAAUUGUGGUGUGAAUGUUCUACUUAAGCUGUACUAUACGCGUCUACAAAAUUUGUCCGAACCGUUUCAGGGGCCCUUUAAAAAUGUAAGAGUUCUGGGGGAAACCUUGACGGAGGAAAAUGAAGUGCGCACCAAUGAUCUUUGUUCUAAAGCACAUCACCUUAAUCCAAUUUUGUUUUUUAUGCGCGAGAGUGGAAACAGUCCACAAUAAUUUGACAAAACUCUAGUUGAUCUGACAUGCUGUCUACUCAGUACAUGUUAAUAUAACGUUGCACCAUACAAGAUAAGCGGCGUUGCGUUUACUCUAACCUUCUCAUAAUGAAGUUGAAGGGGUAGCCGAAAUUACAUCGUUAUAUUCGUUGCUUUGUUAUAUCUGUUAUUGCCAUUUACUGCAGUAUACGCUCAAUUGAGUGCACAACUGUAAACAUGGAAAUAAGAAGACGGCUUUGCGGCCCAGGGAACUGCUACACAGCCAGGCAUACGAUGAAAUUUGAAUAAAACAACAAAAGGACCUUCACCGUGUGCAACACGCGACUUAGCAGCUGACGAGACAGCCUUUACAUAUCUGCUUUCUACUUCAUUGUGAGGGUAUUUCGCGCGCGCUUUCCACUUGGCUCAUCACGGUCGAGCAGCACAUGUCACGCAACACAGCACUGCGCUGUAUGAUUGAGGAGACAAGCGAACUUUGCCUCACUGGCUUGGCUUGGCUCGGCUCGGUCGGCUCGUGGCCUGCGAGAUUGCACUGAUGCAAUGCAAUCCCGGAGGCCACGCCCAGCUGCCAGCUCGCACGGUACGCCACAGCGUGCGGGGGAAGUGAAUGCACGGCCUGGGCGUUACCCCCGAGAUUGCGCCGGAGAGAUCUCCGAGGCCAGGCUCAGCUGUGGCUGCUUGCGCGACGUGCCAUAGAGAAAGAGAGAAGUGAAUGCACUAAUCUUUUGCACCACCACGCUAGCCGCGCAGCUUGGCGUGACCAUUGACGUCGACUCGACUCGCACUUGAGGACAGGGUUGCGCCUGACCCCCGAGAUUGCGCCUGGGAGAUCUUGGUUUACUCAUAAUGGCAAAGCCUUUAGUGCAGUUCAAAAAGACAGGGACAUGACAGAGAUACAGGACAGUGUUAACUUUCAACUGACGUUUAUUGAAACACAAAGGCAGAUAUAUAGCCAAGCAGGCAGGUGGAAAUAUACAAAAGAUACAAAAGAUAAAUCACACUCUACGCAUGCGCAUGCCAUUACCAUCCAGGAAAGCGAUUUUCUUGUUAUAAUGAGAUUUUAAAUACAUGAAUCUCUAUGGGGAUUUCCAGGGGGAUAUUUAUUACUGCGUUAUACCAAUUAUUCCGUUAUAUCCAGUUUUGUAUAAUGAGGUUCCAGCGUAUUUCCAGUCGUUAUUGGGCCUCCAAGCUUUCAAGCUAUUUGUUAAUAAUCUCGACACUACCUAAUGUAUUCUGUACCCUUUUAUCUUAAUUACAUUGAGCUAGCUACUGCAUAUGCACAUGCUAAGGAAAUUGCCAGAAACUUGAGAUAGCUAGCUUACCUGUUUACCUUAAUAGAACAGCCUUUAAAAAUAUUUAAGUGAGCAAAACCAUUUUAAUGCAUUAACUACAUUGCGCCGUGCAAUGAUUAGUUAAUACCAGACAAAUGAAUGAGCAGGCGUCAGUGCCAAAUUAUCGCAGUGUCCUGCUCCUAUGUGAACCCCUUCUGUGUCAUGCUGUCAUAGCACAUAUACAACUCCUGGGAAACGAAACGAAAACUGGUUUGCAGAAGAACUGUCAUUGUAAAAUAUAUAGGGCGCUCCGAGUCUUGUCAGUGCUAUUUUUUCUGGGGUUUUGAGCUCCAGGAUCUUCUCAUAACGCAAAAAAUGAAAAGUUAAAAAGGCAACGUCAGUGCUCCUAUAUUCCUGGCUAAUUAAGAGAACUGUCAAAAAUUUGCUUGGCCUGCCUUGUUUGAAUAUGCUUAUUAUAAACAAGACUCUCAACUAAUUCAAACUUUUUGGCUUUCCAGGGCAAUGCAGCGCAACCAUAAACUGCUGAUAAUAGAGCAAUCAUCAGGCAUGAAUAGGCAAAACAGGCCCCUGUUUUUGUUCAGGCUUCUGUGUAUGUUGAUGGGUGCCACUAUGAGAUGACGCUGCUGACUCAUACAUAUUUUCUUUGUAUAUGUGUUCAAAUGUGAUGGGAUAUGUGUACCUAUGUAUUCAUGUAGUACUCAAUAUUCUACUAUGAACUGCAUGUUAUUUAACCUCAGAUAAUUUCCAACUUCUGAUAGAUCAAAUGAAAAUAUAUGAUCCCCGAGACUUUAGAUGGAAGCCGACUACAUCCAUGUGUUGGAUGUAGUCUAUAUCCAUGCACUGACCAAUCACUGCGGCUCCCGCAACAUUGUCAUCUUUGAACUCUGUCAACUGGCAAACUAAAUGACAUACUAAAUUUGUGUUAGGAGCUAUAUAUUUGUUAUCGUAUAACUAUAUUUUCAGUCUGUACGCACAUAAGAAAUCCUAUUGCAUUCUGUUUCCACAUGCAAUGACUCCCCAUGCUGUCUGCUCGAUAAGAGUUCUUUCAGCAAGAGUCACUGCAGACCACCACUGCUGCUUGUGCAUGUCUGUGAUAUGUAAAGUGACGUGAAAUUUUUAAUUCCUGGAUACUACAGUGGGUAAAGGUUGCACAACCUUGGAUUGUUAUGGCGUAUGUAUGUAUGUUGUUGUGUUGCAGUUGCUGUGUUGUAUAGCCACUUAGUAUAAUCGAACUCUAGAGAAGUGCUGCAAGUGCGAUAUGCAAAGUGGAAGUUUUAUUUCUGGCUGCAUCUGCUUGCAUUCCUGCCGUGUGUGUGCCUUUGCCAAUUUGCAAUUUAUAGAUUUUGCUAAUUCUGUGUACAGUAUGCUUCUAUAAAAGUAUUGAUAAUUUGUGAGUGUGUUACUUAAGUGAAUAUCAGAGGUAUCCAUUUCAGCACCAGACUGCACCAGCUGUUGGUGCUUGUGGAUGCAUGUUUUUGUACUUGUUGAGCUGAACUAUGUACAUGUGCAUCUUUGAUACAGUGUUAAUCUGUAUGUGUGGUUUUAGAGAAGUGUUACAACUAUAAUGGGGAUAUUAGUACGAGAUGAGUUGGCUUUAGCUCCUACUUCAACAGCUCUUGACCUCUGGAGCCACAAACGUGAUUCGGUUGUGGUUCUUAUUGCGCUUCUGCAUUUCGUGGUCUACAGCGUGAAUGCAGGAAGGCAGACGUGGGGAUAGCGGUUGCCAUGAAUAUCACGAUGGGCAGCUGGCCACACAGUUGAGUAGAUGAGGUAGCACGGGUUAAAAAAAAAAGAUGAUGAAAAAAUGCAAAAAGGGUGAGGGUAUAGGCUAGCACUGAGGAACACUAAAUUGGACUAAAGAGAGAAACACUAAAUCUGUUUAAACUAAAUCUCUUUUCGUUUUUUGGGACAAUGGGUUUGAAUAUUUGAAGAUAAAAUGAAGAUAAAAGUUGAAGUUUUAGAAUUUCACGCUGAGAUCUCGGCAAUGGUACCACAAUGGCGAUAGUGUGGCAUCACGGAUUUCAAAGCAUAUUCUCGUAAUUGGGCUGCGCGGGCUCAGUGAAAGUUCCCAAAACUUGCCAAGUUCAAUCUUUCACUCUUUUAGAAUACAAUGCCCAUUUUUCCGACAUGCAGUUAGCCAGGCUCUUGCGGACGCCGUAAAAAUCCAUGACGUCAAGGCAAGCUGGUGCAGCAACUUCAAGACGGCGGCGCCGUCUUGUGAUAUUUAUUUUAUUGUGAUAGCAAUUAUGUGGACACACGAAGCGAAUUUUCGUCAUCGGGGCCACUGUGAGGUUCCGUAUAUGCUUAGGUAUAUGUAGGCUAUAUGCUAUCCCAUGCAAUAUGACAUGCAGUAUAUACUGGUUAUAUAUGUUCACACCAUUCUAUCACUAAAGUUGCUCACACCAGGUCUUACAGUCUUCACAAAAUUAUUCCCCAGAAUUUUGAGAACGGUAGCCCACAAACAAAUGUCAUGAAACGAAACAGUGACAGUACAUGUCUUUUAUCUUCAGUCAUCUCAGACUGAAAUAUUAAAAGUGUGAAACAGUGACGUAAGUCAAACCUGAAAAUGGUCUAAUUUUAUUGCCACGGCUGUGCGCUAACUACCUCAGGGAUCGGCCCAGGAUAGAGGUUUGAAACAUACCCAAUACGUAAAAGUGGCGCUAAAGUUGCUAAGAAAGACGCUGACUUUAAUUCAUAAACGUAAAUGAAAUUGUCCAAUGGCAGGAUUCAAACAGGAUCCCUAGCGCAACAGCUCGUUUUUACUUAGGCAGCUUAUGUUUACUUCAGUUAAUUCAUCAAAUGUAGCUUCAUUGUAGCUUCAUAAUCAUCGCUUCAAUUCAUUCAGCGAGCCUUACACUUCGUGUAAUAUUCUAACACGUUGCUAUCGCGUUCAUUGUUUUGGCCUUAUGGCGAAACUGUGAUAUAUUUGCUUCUUUUCUCGCAUACCAAGCCUCUUCUCAUGGUAUGAGUUUCUUUUUUUAUUGUAGAAGGGUAAUUUACUAAUACAGGUGAAAUCAUUUCUCUUUAGUAUACCUUUAUUGCCAACACUAAAUCAGUUUACACUGUGCGACUAUUCUUUCAAAAAUAUGGCUUGCACAAAAUAAAGAAUGAAAAAUGGCAUUAAAUCAAUUUAUAAUCGUGUGGUAUUGCUUGAAGACGCUGCCUUCAUUUACUUGGUGGAAAUGCGUUGACUACUAGUGCAGAAAAUGAAGGCCCAAAUUUCACGUUUUGAGCUGCGGCGCCAAUACGUCGGUGUUAUGUCACGGAUUUCAAGCUGUGUGCGUACGUUUGGUGCCGUUUCGGUGUAGAGAAAAUUCUCGAAGCUUGAGUCUUAGCAACGUAAUGCAAUAAUUUAUUGACAAAGUGCUAAUUAGUCCCGCACAGAAUCUCUCAAUAUCCUGACGUGAUCUAUAAUACGGGAACUUCAAGAUGGUGCUGGCCGCUUGUCUUCCAAGCUUGCGUCUUUCCCAGCGUACCAUCUCUCUGUGCGUGGUGGGACGUUUAUAAGCUAACACAAGCGUAAUUUAUGAAUUUAGUUCAACUUAUUUUAUUUUUAUUGUUCAUUGUGUUGUGUCCAUUGUGUUUAAUGUUAUUGUUCCUUUAAUAAACAAUAAAGACCGAAAAAUUUUAACUUUAGGGCUGAAGCAUCUCUGGUAUGCAGUUUGACGUCACAGAUCUCGAACACUUUUUCUUUCUUCUAUUUGGGCCAUUUUGGCUCGCCAAACAUCCUCUUGACUUGCUAGGUUGAGUGUUUGGUUUCUUUAGAAGUACAUGAAACGUAGUCCUUGUUUGCACAUAUACUCAGCAUGGACAAUAUAGGGCUUCUUUGUAUUGCGAAUAGGCUGCAAGGGCAAAUUAAGUUGGCCAUGCAUUCCCGUACGUUGGGCGCUGGACACAGUGGUGAUCUUGUCUGUUUAAUUUUAAAUAAAUAUUCGGUAUUGCUGGCAUUG
Molecule: messenger RNA, 10629 nt
Organism: Dermacentor albipictus
Lineage: Eukaryota; Metazoa; Arthropoda; Arachnida; Ixodida; Ixodidae
Source: RefSeq, a predicted model, not a curated record